GUACCUUUGAACCUUCAAAUUUUUAUUCAUUCUCAUUCAUCAAAUAGGUACGAUAGGCAGAGUACGGUGCGUGGUACGGUGUUGUGUGGAAUAAAAUCAUGUUGAUGUGAAUUCAUUUAAAAAUAUUGCUAUAACAUAUUGACAUCGAUGAAAAGCACGUAAUUAGAUUUAUCAGGUCAUCAUGGAAGUAAACCUGGACGAGUACGCGAAAGAGUGGACCGAAUUGUCAAACGAGUGCAAAAAUCUCGAGACAACAAAUUCAACAUACUUGGACUUAUUGGAAAAUCUAGAACAACUGCAGGAGCAAUGUACGAAGCAAAUCAAACAUCAGCGUUAUCGGAUGCAGCAAAUUUCAAAAAACAUAAAGCUAUGCACAAAGAACAAGAGGCUCACACCAGAGGAGAAAGAUACCUUGGCGGACCUGGACAAAAACAUGCUAAAGCGAAAAGCUCAAUUAUAUGAAAUAGAGCAAGGUUUGCCGCAGAAGAACAGUCUUUAUUUAAAAAUCAUCCUUGGAGAUGUCAAUGUUUCCAUUUUGAAUCGAAGCGAUAAAGUGCGCUACAAAGAUGACUACGAAAAGUUCAAACUAAUUUUGAACGUCAUUGGUCUAUUUUUAUCAUUCCUGAACAUCGUAUUCAAUUAUAGGGCUCUUGAACUAGCAUUUAUCUUUCUAUCGGUGUGGUACUAUUGCACGUUGACAAUCCGGGAGUCAAUUUUGAAGGUCAAUGGAUCCCGUAUUAAAGGAUGGUGGAGGUUGCAUCAUUUUAUAUCUACGGUGUGUGCGGGUGUGCUACUAGUUUGGCCUCAAGGUGAAACUUGGCAGCUUUUCCGUGCGCAGUUUAUGUAUUUCAACGUGUACAUCAGCCUGGUGCAGUACUUGCAGUUCGGUUAUCAAAAAGGAGUACUCUACAGACUUAAAGCUCUUGGCGAACGACAUGAUAUGGAUAUCACGAUUGAAGGCUUCCAUUCGUGGAUGUGGCGCGGGUUAAGCUUCUUAAUCCCGUUUCUUUUUAUGGGUUACAUAUUUCAAGCGUACAAUGCAUGGACGUUGUACAAACUGGCCGAGCAUCCAGAUGCACCCUGGCAGAUUCCGGUUCUCAGCUUAUUAUUCUUGAUCCUGUUCAUCGGAAAUACUACAACCACAAUGCUGGUAGUCCCGCAAAAGCUACGUGGCCGCAUAAAGGAACGCUACAGGUUAAUGAGCUUAUCGUGGGCCUUGAAGGCGCGUAACCAAAUUAAGGGCGAUAAAUCGAAGUUGGACGAUUCUGGUUUGAACAACGAAUGUGAUAAAACUAAGUAAACUGUUAAUCGUCAACUAGAAUUCCAUGUUUGAAUGAUGUGGAUUAACAAUGCUUUUUGUGUGUAUUUUCGGCGUCUAAGAACAAAAAUGUAUAAUUCACUCAGGCUGAAGAGGUUUAUUUUUAUUAGGAAUAGUGUUGACAAGAACUUAUAUUUAAAUAAAACUAAAUUUGAGAAUUGGUA
This is a messenger RNA of Armigeres subalbatus, 1482 nucleotides long. RefSeq names its product transmembrane protein 120 homolog. The transcript has 7 exons. The coding region runs from base 182 to 1300 and encodes 372 amino acids. Gene Ontology annotation, cellular component: membrane. The record is from RefSeq and is a predicted model, not a curated record. NCBI's taxonomy places the organism in Eukaryota, Metazoa, Arthropoda, Insecta, Diptera, Culicidae.